UUAUUAUUGCUUCGAUUCCCACAUUUCUCAGUUCGACAAUGGCGACUGCGAUGGAGACGUCGUCGACUGGCCCUGCAGCGCCUGCAGCAACGACCUCAGCGGCGCUCUCGUCCCUGGAUCGGCUGCUCCCGAGCACUCCGCUGCGCUUGCAUCCCCGACUGGAUCUCGAGAUCUAUGCAUCCAACUACACGGGGCACGCGCGCAUCAUCCGCCUGCUCUUCAUUGCGGCAACCUGCCCCGACCUGCGCGUCGAUGCCCUCCGAAGCGCAAUGCACGACCUCAAGAAGACGCUCAACACCAAGCUGUACGAGGCUGUCGGCGAAGACCUCCGUGUUGCAGCAGCUGCGGCGAACGUCUCGCGCCCGGAAGACCGUGUCGAUUCGGCAUGGGUCGAUGCCACCUUCCGCAAAGCGCAAAAUCUGUUUGAGCGCCUGGACACGGAUUUGCGAGGCCAUCGCAACACGUUCAUCAAGGAAUCCAUUCGAAUGGGCAACACGGAUCUUGGUGAUCACUUUUACGACCGUGGCGAGCUCUCUGAGGCGGUCAAGUGCUACACACGCGCAAGAGACUACUGCACGACCACCAAGCACAUGAUGCAAGUGUGCCUCUCCGUCAUCCAGGUCAAUAUGGAGGCCUCCCUGUGGACCACCGUCUCCGCCUACCUGGCCAAGGGCGAGGCGGCGGCUGCCGACCCUUCCUGCGAUGCGCUGUCGCAAGCCAAGCUUGCCGCUUGCCGUGGGCUGUACUUGCUCCAUGAGCGUCAAUUCAAUCAGGCAGGCAAGGUUUUUGUGGACGUCUCGUUUGACAUCUGCGGCAACUUUAGCGAGGUGAUUGCGGCGCAAGACAUUGCCAUCUUUGGCGCCCUCUGCGGCUUGGCCACGUUCGACCGUGCUGAAAUCAAGUCCAAGCUGAUCGAUCUGCCAAACUUCCGACAGUUCUUGGAGCUUGUGCCGGAAGUGCGCGAACUCAUCCAGGCGUUCUACCACUCGCGCUAUGCCACCGUUCUGACCAUCAUGAGCUCGCUGCACGACGAUCUGGCGGCGGACAUUCAUUUGAAUCCGCACGUCAGCGCUCUAUUUGCGCUCAUUCGAUCGCGCGCCAUGCAACAGUAUGCUUCGCCCUUCUUGUCGGUGGACAUGUCCAAGAUGGCCACCGCGUUCAAAACGACCAUUGCAGAUUUGGAGCAAGAGCUUGUCGCCCUGAUCAUUGCCGGCCAGAUUUCCGCACGCAUCGACAGCCACAACAAGGUCUUGUAUGCGCGACAGGUCGACACGCGAAGCGCCACCUUCCACCGCGCCUUGCAGUUUGGAGAAGAGUAUGACUAUGCUUCCAAGGCCCUGCUGAUGCGCGUCGCGCUGUUGAAGUGCGGUCUGGGUGUGAAUAGCAAGAGCAAGUCCGGUGCUGGUGAUGUGGAUCGGGAGAUGCAUCCGCGACGUUAGCGACUGUAAAGACAUUGUGUUGUGUUGCACUCCAUCUACAUGGCAUUUUAUGCGUGCGUGUGUUUGUAUGCAUUACGUUGUAUGCCUGCGAAAUGAUUACAUGUGCAAUUCUAUGGCA
This is a messenger RNA of Capsaspora owczarzaki ATCC 30864, 1557 nucleotides long. RefSeq names its product proteasome component region PCI. NCBI's taxonomy places the organism in Eukaryota, Filasterea, Ministeriida, Capsasporidae. Bases 39 to 1439 code for a protein of 466 amino acids. Gene Ontology annotation, cellular component: COP9 signalosome. The record is from RefSeq and is a predicted model, not a curated record. The transcript is spliced from 7 exons.